CUGGUCUACCCGGCAGCAGUCAACAAUCUGUUUUCAGCGCUAGACAAGAUAGGAAGUAGGGGUUGGAAUCGGGAAGAUAUUUGAUUUGCCAAAUCUCACACCGCGGUCAAAAUGAUCUCUCUAACAGAUUCUCAGAAAAUCGGGAUGGGGCUGACGGGAUUUGGGGUGUUUUUCCUCUUCUUUGGGAUGAUGCUGUUUUUCGAUAAAGCCCUUCUCGCCAUCGGGAACAUUCUGUUUGUCACUGGCCUGUCCUUCGUCAUCGGCCUGGAGCGCACGUUCAGAUUCUUCUUCCAGCGACAUAAAGUGAAAGCCUCAAGCUUCUUCCUCGGAGGGAUUAUUGUGGUUUUGAUUGGCUGGCCGAUCAUUGGGAUGGUCCUGGAGUUCUAUGGCUUUUUCCUCUUAUUCCGGGGCUUUUUCCCAGUGGCGAUAGGGUUCAUCAGGCGGAUUCCAAUGCUUGGCUCCUUGCUCAAUUUACCAGGGAUCAGUAAUCUGGUGGACAAAGUUGGCGAGAGCAACAAUAUGGUAUAACGACAGGUCGCCGAUUGCUUCUGCUGCUGAUGUGACCCUCCACUUCCUGGUCAGCGCCGCCGCCGCUUAGCAAAACGUCCAGACGUUGAACCUAAACAUCUUACUGCACAAACGAUGGAAAAGUUCCUUUGGACAUUUGACUGAAGUCGUGGCGUUUCCUUGAUUAAAAGGAAAUGAAUUUUUAACUCGCCGAUAUUGGACAGUGUUGUGAAAAGAUUUUUAUUAUAAAGGCCUGAAGCAGGCCUGUCUUUGUGUGUAUCGUUGCCUCUUUUUAUCCACUGAUAAUGACGGACAUGUUGGGACCAACCACUGGAUUUGUUGCACUUGUUUUUCUUUUUUUGGACUCCUCAGCAGAGAAGUCAUGAGCCUGUCAAAUCUGCCCGUUUCCUUAUUGCUUGCCUGUGCAGUCACAGAGAGUGUUCUUCGGGUCCUCAAUGAAGUGCGGCUGGGAUUUGUGCCGUUGUUAAAACAUUUAACAACCCUGUAAACUCGCCAAUCAGACAAGCUUCACGAAGUGAUCGCAUCGAUUUUUUUGUUCUGGAGAGUGGCUCUUCCCGACCUGGCAACGAUAGCCGUUUCGAAAGGCGUGGUUUUCAAAAGUGAACGGUUCAGUCAUAGUUUUAGUUGGCCGUACGAAGGGGGCGCUGUAGUCGGGACUCGGAAAGGUAAACUGCGGCGGUGAGCACUUUUUUAGUUUUUUUUUUUUUUGAGGAAGAGAUGAUCACAGACCAAGUAGCAACACGACUUAAACACUUUUGGUAAUGCGCAAACAUGUGUGUGAAAGAUAGAUUGAUUCUUUAUUGUCCUAACUGAGGAAAUGUGUGGCCACACUAUGUAAACUGAAAUAUAAGUUUACCGUCAUACAUAUUUACAUAUAUCUACCUCCAUACAGUUGGACAUGUUAUACAAGUGCUACCACAUACUACUACGUGCAAAUGUACAUUACAUUUAAUGGAACAUGGGUACAAAGUAAUGGACAGACUAUAGCUGGUGUACUUUAUUUAAAGUCGCUAUGGCAGAAGGGACAAAACUUCUGCCUACCCAACCCUUUUUUCCAGCUUAUUGACCUGGCUCUACCAUCGGAUGGGAGAAAAGUGAAGCAUGGAUGGAGGGGGGUGUCCUGGGUAGAGGGAUUUCUUGAGUAUUUUGCAUGUGAUGAUUGUGCUGUCAGGUUCGGCGGUGCUUCCCAAAUCUUGAAUCGAUCUCUAAAGCGUUGAUUGGACCCGUCCACUUUUUGAGCAGGCCGGCCUUUCUGAAAUCACUCUCGAUGAAACGGGGGGGCCCGAGAAAGCUCGAUUCGAUCAUUUUCUGCCAGUCCGGCUACCAGAGGUACACAACAGUAUCCAGGGCAAGGACAUAGAUGUGUUGUUAUGGCGAUCCAUGGGCGAUGUUACUGUAUCACUCAGAUGAAAACUGGUCUCAUCACAACGCCAUCCGUCUCUUUCUAUUUAAAUAUGUCAGAGGGGCUCUUCAGAGAUGUUUUAUACUCUGUAACUUUUCUAAAUA
Molecule: messenger RNA, 2034 nt
Organism: Lampris incognitus (smalleye Pacific opah)
Lineage: Eukaryota; Metazoa; Chordata; Actinopteri; Lampriformes; Lampridae
Product: vesicle transport protein GOT1B-like
Exons: 5
Coding region: 112-528 (138 amino acids)
Biological process (GO): retrograde transport, endosome to Golgi; endoplasmic reticulum to Golgi vesicle-mediated transport
Cellular component (GO): endoplasmic reticulum; membrane
Source: RefSeq, a predicted model, not a curated record